AUGCUCCUAAAAUCUCUAGUUCAAAACAUUUUGAAAAGCGGAUUGGAGUGGGACCAAGACCUACCCUUAGAUAUGGAAAGUCAAUGGCGCGAUAUAUGUAAACAAUUCGGUGAACUUAAUGAUUUGAAAAUACCGCGUUAUUAUUUUUUCGAAGCCGGUAACAAAGUAAUUAUAAGUUCACAGUUACAUAUCUUCUCUGACGCCAGCUUAAAGGGUUAUGGUACAGUUGCAUUUAUCAGAUCAGAAACUAGUGAUGGGCAUAUUUCUACAUGUUUUGUUUCAGCUAAAAGUAGAAUUGCGUCCCUCAAAAUGAUUACAUUACCAAGACUUGAGCUACUAGGUGCCCUCCUCUCUGCUAGAUUAUUUCGAACUAUUACUAGAGCCAUAAAAAUUCCGUGUGACAGUUUCUUUUGGUGCGAUUCCUCUAUUGUGUGUUGUUGGAUAAAAACUCCUGCCAUUCGUUUUAAACAAUUUGUGCGUAACCGAUUGGAAGAAAUUCAAGAGAUUACUCAACCUAAGGACUGGUUCCACUGCCCCGGAAUUGACAAUCCUGCCGAUCUUAUUAGUAGAGGUGCUUCCAUGAGUAUAUUAAAGAAUUCCGACAUUUGGUGGAAGGGGCCAUCUUGGUUGUCCCUUCCGACCGAAAUGUGGCCAGAAUUCAAAGAAAAUGAUGAACAAAUUGAGUAUUGUAAAAAAGAAGUCACCGUUAUGAAAUGUGUAGAUUGGGAAGAACUUGAGUUGAUAAAUAUCGCUAACUUUAGCAGCCUCGAAAAAGUUGUUAGAAUCAUGGCGUGUGUAAAGCGAUAUUUGAACUGUUUAAAGAAAGUUAAGCCGAAUAUGGACACUUUGACUGCAGAAGAGCUUCGAAAUGCUGAAGAUAUUCUAGUAAAGCUUACUCAAGCAAAAUUCUUUGAAAGUGAGAUACGAGCUCUCCAAUCUAGUUUGUCUAUUCCAGCUUCUUCUACUAUUUUCAAUUUAGCUCCUUAUCUUAAUGAAAAAGGUAUCCUGAGAAUCACAGGAAGAUUGGAUGAAGGAGAUUAUUCUUUUGAUGAGAAAAAGCCUAUAAUCAUACCAAAACAGUCUAAAUUUGCAGAGUUGCUUGUCAAGCGAGAACACGAAAAUGUAUUUCAUUCUGGAGUAGAAAGCACUCUAGUACAAAUUCGGAGAAGAUUUUGGGUACCUAAAAGAAGACAAUUAGUGAAAAAGGUUGUCUCGAAAUGUUUCAUUUGUCGCAGAUACACAGCCAAACCUUCUGCCCAAAUGACUGGACUGCUUCCAAAAGAUCGAAUUAGUGAAACUCCUACUUUUACUGUAUGCGGAAUUGAUUUUGAAUAA
Parasteatoda tepidariorum (common house spider) is the source of this 1335-nucleotide messenger RNA. The record is from RefSeq and is a predicted model, not a curated record. NCBI's taxonomy places the organism in Eukaryota, Metazoa, Arthropoda, Arachnida, Araneae, Theridiidae.